Messenger RNA from Solenopsis invicta (red fire ant), 543 nucleotides. RefSeq lists its product as uncharacterized. Lineage: Eukaryota; Metazoa; Arthropoda; Insecta; Hymenoptera; Formicidae. Gene Ontology annotation, biological process: DNA integration. Bases 1 to 543 code for a protein of 180 amino acids. Gene Ontology annotation, molecular function: nucleic acid binding. The record is from RefSeq and is a predicted model, not a curated record. The transcript has a single exon.
AUGCUCAUUGAGCGCGAACACAAGCGACUUCUACAUGCUGGUCCUCAAGCAUUAUUGGCUGCUAUUCGACAAAAAUAUUGGCCACUACGUGGAAGAGAUGUUGUUUGUAAGAUUUAUUAUUCUUGUGUCUGGUGUUCACGUCGCCAUCCUCAUGCCUCUUCACAACUGAUGGGUAACUUGCCAGCUGACCGUGUUACGCCUAGCAGACCAUUUUACAAUUGUGGUGUGGAUUUUGCAGGUCCUUUUAUCACUUUAUUAAGCAAGGGACAAGGUCGGAAAACUACAAAAAGCUACCUCGCUCUAUUUGUGUGUUUUGCUACAAAGGCGAUUCAUCUGGAAGCCGUCAGUGAUCUAAGCACAGAAGCCUUCUUAGCUACUUUAAAACGCUUCAUAGGACGUCGAGGUUGUCCGCAGAAAAUAUAUAGCGACAACGCUACUAAUUUUAAAGGUGCACAGAGCGAAAUCAGUGAAAUGUACACGUUUCUUCAGCAGCAAGUCAAGGGACCAUUACAUAAGAAGCUACUCAAAGAAGGUCUUCAAUGA